Messenger RNA from Topomyia yanbarensis, 595 nucleotides. RefSeq names its product general odorant-binding protein 56d-like. Bases 73 to 471 code for a protein of 132 amino acids. The transcript has 2 exons. The record is from RefSeq and is a predicted model, not a curated record. Gene Ontology annotation, molecular function: odorant binding. Gene Ontology annotation, biological process: sensory perception of smell. Lineage: Eukaryota; Metazoa; Arthropoda; Insecta; Diptera; Culicidae.
AAAAUCCACAUAAAUAGCCCUCAACAACUCAAAGCAAGAUCAUUCUACAAACUGUAAUUUCAGGAAGCAGAUAUGAAAUCGUUCAUUUUUAUCGCACUCAUCGUUGCCGUGGUUGGAGUCAAUGCUCUCACCGAGGAGCAACUUCAAAAGGCUUCCGCAGUAUCCAACGAAUGUCUGUCCAAGUCCGAUGGUGUCGAAAAAGAUGAUGUAGAAAAACUGCGCCAAGGCGAUUUUUCUAGCGUUGAUCAGAACAUCAAAUGUUUCGCCAAAUGUUUCCUCGAACGGAUUGGAUUUAUGGACGCCGGUGGUAACCUGGUUGAUGCAUUUGCGAUUGAACGGCUGUCGUUAAAUCGCGAGAAAGACAAAGUUGAAGCGCUAGUGAAGCGUUGUAGUGUGAAACAGUCUGAUCCAUGUGAAACCGCGUUCCGAGCUUUUGAGUGUUUCUACAAUGAAAAAUCUGCUCUCUUCUAGAUCAAUGAAGUACAGAUUAUGACCAGCUUAUAAAUUCAAACAGAUGUCAAAGGUUUUUGUUAGCGUGCUGAAGUAAGUGAUUUGAACCACGAAUAAAAAAAAUCUCGAUAUAAUUUGGACUUGA